AUGUCAUACGGACUUUACCGGCCGGCACUUCAACCGUCGACUAGUUCUGAGCCUUCCACCAUGGAUUCACAGACUAUUAUUGACAACCGGAUGCUGCUAAUGCAGCCGCAACUAAUCCCAGCGGCAGCCUUCCACGAGGCUCUUCCGUCAGCCGUUCAUGGGAUGCCUGGAAACCUGGCAUAUGCAUUUAACCAAUCUCACAGCAGGAAUGUGGGGGUGGAAGCAAUCUUCUUCCAGCAGGCACCUUACACUUCCUCAUUCAUGAGCCAAAACCUGGCAUCGUCCCUUCAGCCCAGCAUACCGCUACCAUCACAUCCACCCGCGAACACAUCCAACCCCGCCUACUCUAUGCGCCCGGAGGGAUGGGCCGCGCAGACACAGACCCAGAUAGAGGCACAUACACCGACCCCAGAACCACACACAACAGCAGCAGAUUAUCAUCUCACAUCAUCCCAUCAACGUCAGCAAUCAUUAGCCCAACAGCAACUUACCCCUCUCUCCAGCUCAACCACCGACCUCGACCUCGACCUCGAUCUUGACCUUGACCUUGAUCUGGACCUCAACCUCAACGAAUCCCCAUCACAUUCACGAAGUCACCCUCAAACACACUUUCGACUACUCCCAGAAGACAGCGCCACCGCCGUCGUUCCAUCCUCAUCCUCGUCCUCCCCACCACGCCUUCACCACCACCACCACCAUCAUAAUGCUCCCAACAAUAACAACAACCAACCCCAACGAGACCUAACCAACUACGGCAUCCCCAACCCCGACGGAACCUGGCGCUGCGCCUACCCAGGGUGCGCCUCGCAAGCUUUCUUCCGUCGUGGCUGCGACCUCCGCAAACACUACAACCGACACCGUAAGCACCUUUUCUGUCGCUACGAGAACUGCCCCCAGGCCACGCGAGGUGGAUUCUCCAGUAAGAAGGACCGGGAUCGGCACGAAGCAAAACAUAACCCUGAGAUUCCAUGUGAAUGGGAAGGGUGCCGUCGAGUAUUCAGCCGAGUGGACAACAUGAAAGAUCAUGUGAGACGGAUUCAUAAGAGGCGAGAAGCUGGAGAAAGAGAGAGGGAGAGAGAGUGA
Molecule: messenger RNA, 1083 nt
Organism: Aspergillus homomorphus CBS 101889
Lineage: Eukaryota; Fungi; Ascomycota; Eurotiomycetes; Eurotiales; Aspergillaceae
Product: putative C2H2 transcription factor
Exons: 3
Coding region: 1-1083 (360 amino acids)
Biological process (GO): regulation of transcription by RNA polymerase II
Cellular component (GO): nucleus
Molecular function (GO): DNA-binding transcription factor activity, RNA polymerase II-specific; RNA polymerase II cis-regulatory region sequence-specific DNA binding
Source: RefSeq, a predicted model, not a curated record